Molecule: messenger RNA, 1115 nt
Organism: Copidosoma floridanum
Lineage: Eukaryota; Metazoa; Arthropoda; Insecta; Hymenoptera; Encyrtidae
Gene: PI31
Product: Proteasome inhibitor 31 kDa
Biological process (GO): proteasome-mediated ubiquitin-dependent protein catabolic process
Molecular function (GO): endopeptidase inhibitor activity; proteasome binding
Source: RefSeq, a predicted model, not a curated record
UUAUUGGUUUGGUCAUGAUGACAACACCAUUAUGAUGAUCUAACUGCGUCGUUAUUGUUGUUGCGUCUUAAGAGAAAAACGUUAUCAAUAAAAUAACUAAAUAGAUAAAAAAUAGUGACUGCAAACAAAAAAAUUGCAAAAAAAACAACGUAAAAACAGUGACAGCUGAAAAGAGAGGGAGAGAUGGCAACCGAGUCGACGUCAAGCACCACAGAUACUUUCGGCUUUGAAUUGAUUCACAAAUUGUCAGCUAGUCAAAUAAACAAGAAAGAGGACGUGCUUGUUCUUCUGGUACACUGGCACCUAGUGAAGAAUGGAUUCAAGUGCCUUGGCUCCGGAGAUGCUAAGACCAUUGGCCCUUCCGAAGAGGGAUCGGAACUGUUACCAGAGGGAUGGAGUCAAGAACUAAAUUAUUCGCUUCGCUACAUCAAGGAGGCAAAACUGUACAUUCUGAUGGCAGUGAAAUCUGAUAACGACCUAAUUUUCAAUUUUCUGAAGGUCGAGAGUCAUGCAGUUUCUAAUGUACAGUUUCCAAUCGAUACUGUCAAAGCACUUCAAGGGCCCCUGGCCGUGUUGGUGCCAGACUAUGAGCAAGUUCUGAAUUCUUUGAAAAUUAAUCUUAUAGAACCUGUCUCUACUGGCAGUGGAGUCGAGGUCUCUACUCAAACUUCCGAAUCUCAGACCAACAGACCCAGAAGGGACCCAGACGAUGACCCACUUAGGGUAGGGCCACCACACAGACCGAUUGGUCAAGUAAUGCCAGGGCACCCUCUUGGACCUGCAAAUCCGUUUGAUAUAGGUCGAGAUGACUUGGAUCCAUUUAGACAGGGAAGAGGAGGAAUGCUGUUUGACCCAUUUUCCAGAGGGCCUAACAUACAUCCAUCUCCAGGUAUUGGAAUACCUGGCAGAUUACCACGUGGGUCUGUUCCUCCUGGUGCACGAUUUGAUCCAUUUGGCCCUCUACCUGAUGAUUUUCCACAUAACAGGCGGAAUCCACCAGACGGUGACCACUUUCCACCUCCCGGUAAUUAUGACGCGUACAUGUAAGAAAAAUUUCAACAAAGCCUCGAGUCCUACCAUCUAAGAAAUUUAAAAAAUAACGAACAACUGUAAUA